AUGGAACUGCAGCUAAAUACGCGAUCAAAAAUCUUGUUGAAUGGAAGAGAAAACCUACCUAUUGAUCUCGUUAUGGAAAUACUUUCGAGACUGCCUUUAAAGUCUAUUGGGAGAUGUUGUUGCGUAUCAAAGCUGUGGGCCUCCAUUCUUGGACUUCCCUAUUUCCUAGAUUUAUUUGCCACUAGAUCUUCAGCUCGGCCUCAUAUGUUGUUCGCCUGCAGGCGAGAUGGCAAGGUCUUAUUCUUCUCGGCACCUCAACCUCAAAAUUUUGAUGUCAACUCCUCGUCUGAUGUAACCGCCAAUUAUCUUUCACGUGUUUCCUACGAUGGUUCUUACUGUUACAUUAGUGGUCCUGUCCACGGCUUGGUCUGUCUUACAUUUAAAGAUAAUAAGGAGUCCUCAAAGGGACAUAUAAUAUGUAACCCUAGCACGGGACAAACUUUAACCUUACCCCAACUCGAAAGUAUGGUUGGGGUGAGAAGCCCUUAUAAGGCGAUAAGCCUUUUGUGGUAUGAUCCUACUGAUAAAAAAGGUAAGGUAUUGUUCAUGGAAGAGGACGUAGACCAUUCUAUCUCCCUUGUUGUUUUGAAGCAUAAAGUUAUGACUUUAGGAACUCAGAAACUUGAAUGGAGAAGGACCAAGUGUUGCAUACCCCAUUAUUCUUAUGUAAAAGGGAUAUGCAUUAAUGGUGUUUUGUACUAUCGAUCUGUUCGUGCGUAUACACAUGAUUCUGUAAUAGUUUGCUUUGACGCUAGGUCCGAGGAGUUCAGUUUUAUUGAAGUGGAAACGACUUUCAAGGUACCACUAAUUUGCGGACAAUAUAUAAACUACAAUGGCAAGUUUGGCUUACUUCUCUCCCAAGGGUGGGACUACGCUGAUGAAGCAAGUAGCAGUUUUGAGUUGGUGGUUAUAGGCGAUUCUGAAAACCAGGAGUGGUCGACGCGUAAAUACGUGUUGCCUCCUACGUGGAAGAAUAUGGUUAAAGAAAAGUUGGGCUUUGUUGGAUUUAUUGGUACACAUACGAUCGUGUUGACGCACCCUUCUUCCUACAUUAUCUACUACAAUAUCGAGAAAAAUACUAUCGUAAAAGUUAGUAUCCAAGGGUUGGAUGGGUUUAAGUGCUUCGAAGUUUUAACCUUUGUGGACUAUGUAGAGGACCUUAGAGCUUGAAAGUUUUGUUACAAAUCUGG
Molecule: messenger RNA, 1190 nt
Organism: Brassica oleracea var. oleracea
Lineage: Eukaryota; Viridiplantae; Streptophyta; Magnoliopsida; Brassicales; Brassicaceae
Product: F-box protein DOR-like
Exons: 1
Coding region: 1-1170 (389 amino acids)
Molecular function (GO): protein binding
Source: RefSeq, a predicted model, not a curated record